Molecule: messenger RNA, 1421 nt
Organism: Drosophila yakuba
Lineage: Eukaryota; Metazoa; Arthropoda; Insecta; Diptera; Drosophilidae
Exons: 3
Coding region: 683-1387 (234 amino acids)
Source: RefSeq, a predicted model, not a curated record
ACGAGUGCAUAAAUUGAUGAGCAAAUGAAAAAAAUGAAUUUUAUUGUGCGCCGCAGCAGAAAGUUGAAUGAAAAUUAAGUAAAUACUCGUACAUCGACAUUUUUAUUGACCAUUUUUUUGGCCACUUUGUGGUGCGCUUCAGCGAAAAAUGCAGCGCAUGUGAGUUCUACCAUUCUACCGCUUAUAGUAGUUAGUUAAAAUUAUUAAUGCUUUUAAUAUACCCGCUUCACUUUAAGUUUCCGAACUGUGGUGACAGAAAUGUGUCUGAUGUUGAAGUAGGGUAUGGAAACAUUGAUGGAUUCCCAAGUGCAUGGAACUCACUCUCCGGGGAUCCGAACUGGCAAUUCCAUAAUUUGUGCUGUUUGUUUUUCGCUUCACAAUGCUGACAAUUGGAGUGGAAGUGGAAACAAAACAAGUGUAUUUCCCACUGUUGACAGAAAUUUACAUGCUACGGCAAUCAGUGUUGGCCAUGUCGAUGGGAGUCAGGGGGGGAAACCAAACCAAAACUCAAUCCCUGGUAGGAGCAGCACCUCACAAUGGGCACUUGUUAAAAGCAGACUUUGCAGGCAACCGCUAAUCAGGGCAAUCAACACGGCACUCGAACUAAUAAGCCGCUAAAGCGACUGGUUGCCUUUUCAGUUUUGCUGGCAUUCAGUUACCAACGGAACGUUCUACCGACAGUAUGAGACUCUCCCCAACUGGCCACUUCAGUUUGCUGGCACUUUGCCUCCUGCUGCACGAGGUGCAAUCCCAGGUGAUGUCCAUGUCACCAGCUGCGAAUGGCACACGGAGCACAGAGGAGGUGACCAAAGUUCUGCGCCGGCACAAGCGUUAUCUGGCAUUUCCGGAGGGCUCUUCGGUUUCGGGUGCCAUUUGCAUGACGAUCGGCAUGAUUGGCAACCCAGAUGUCGACUAUCUCAGCUGGGCGGUCAACUGGGGCGUGGCCUACGAUCUGCCCAACCACCAGUGGGUCAUCCAGCAUGCUCAUGGACUCAAUGCCACCCUGGCCAAGGACACCAUCAAGCGGCGAUCCCGACGAGCUUUCUACGAUGAGGUGCAGUCCAUAUUUGACAACAUGGGAUUCAAUGGUCGUUCGUGUGUGGCUCGAGCUCUGUGCGAAAGUGCGCGGUUCAUGCUGCCGUCCGAGGAACGUGGCAACAUGUUGCAGGAGCUGGUCAGGACUGUCUUCAGCCUGCCCCCCUCCCCUGUGGCUGCCCACGAGCCGCAGGCGCAUCAUCAGUACGAUCGCAUCUACCGGCGCUCCAAGCGGAACUCACGGGAGUGCCAUGAAAUCUAUCCGGGAUGCCAGUUCUCACUGCUGGCUUUGGCUUUGGGCAAAUACAUGGCAGCCACUACCACGAAGUUCAGUUCAUUCAACUACAUGUGAAUGCAAAAAUGAUUUAAAAUGAUAAAAAAUAAAU